Caenorhabditis angaria is the source of this 6700-nucleotide messenger RNA. Lineage: Eukaryota; Metazoa; Nematoda; Chromadorea; Rhabditida; Rhabditidae. The record is from the annotation of a GenBank genome assembly.
AUGUCGGAUAGAAGUUCCGGCUUUUUCUCAUCAGUUGGGCGUUUUUUCACUGGUGGAUCAACAUCAGCCCAAAAGUCACCUACAAAGUCUUCAUCAAAUGAUAUUCCACCAUCCUCUUCGUCAUCGCCUCGUUCAUCAAAUUCGAAUACAUCGUUUCUCAAAGAUGUGAUGACGUUAACAACAGAAGUUUCGCCAAAUAAGCGAAGUGUCAAGUAUUUGAGCCCUUCCGCAUUGGAUUCUUCUUUUCAAAAGAGAAAUCGGACUCUGAAUGGUCUUGAAAUUGAAGUAGAUCCAGUUGCUGAUAUUUUCAGUUCACCGUCGUUGAAUUCAGUAAGUUUAUUGUAUUUAUAUUAAAAACUUGAACAUUGUUUUUGUUUUUCAGCAAAGUCGAAAGCGGCAGUUAACUGAAGUUGAUAGGUCAUUGAUUUCUCCAUCGUUCAGAAGUGAAAGCGCAAAACGAAAACAAGAUUUUGGCAACAGAAGUUUGUUUGAGCCUGCACCCAAGACUGGAGCAUCUAGACUUGAUUCAACUUGGUGUGGUCAAUUCUCAGCGUCUCAUUCGCCAGCCUCCUCUGUCACCAAUUUCUCGCUCAUCAGUCGAAAUACCGCCACCACAAAUGGCUCCUCCACUUUGAGCUCAAGCACAAAACAUUUGCUGCGAAAAUUGGAGAGUGCAAGUACACCAGCGAGAGAUGUUCAAAGAAUGACAAUGAUUCGAGCCGGGUACACGAGACCCGAGAAAUGGGCGACGUCAAGUGUUUCGUCUGGAGGAGGAGUAUCGGAUGGAGCUCCGCCACUCAAAAAGUCUACGGAUAAUUGUCAAUCGCGUAUUCAAUUGCUAUCCAAAACUAUGUCAGCACAUAAACACAACUAUUGGUAUGUUCUUAUAAAAUAAUUAAUUGUCUCAAUAAAAAGCAGUUUUCAAUAGAUCAAAAUCUAAGAUAAACUGACAACGAAGGUCGAUUCAACUUUUUUUGAAUUACGGGGGAAUUACAUGAUAACGGCUUUUGUUAAAUCAAAAAUAGUGGAUUAUAGAACUGGACAUGUCGAUGACGAUGCUACAAAAAUUAGCUGCUGAGCUCCACGCGGAGCUAAGAAAAUGAGCUCUGAAAAUUGACAUGAAACCAGUUCUAUUGAAAAAAGUUCUAACACAAAAAAAAUCGAUCCCGAAACCCAAAAAUUAAAUAUGUAGACGCUACACGCCUACUCGUUUUGGUCACAUUAUACAAAGGCUAAUUUUCAAUAGAACUGGUUUCGUGUCAAUUUUCAGAGCUCAUUUUCUUUGCUCCACGUCGAGUUCAACAGCUAAUUUUCGUAGCAUCCGCAUCGGCGUGUCCAGUUCUAUAAUACACUAUUUUUGACUUUACUAAAGCCGUUAUCACGCUGAUGUAAUUCUCUUGUAAUUCAAAAAAAAAAAGUUGAAUCGACCUGCGUUGUCAAUUUAUCUUAGAUUUUGAUCUAUGAAAAACUGUUAGUUUUAUCGGAGAUAUUUAUAUUUGAAUAUCAAAGUUUUAUUUUCAGGCGUGAUUUGACUCGUCGUCGAAGUGAUCCAAAAAGGAACGAUUCAGAUGUUUCGAUCAUCUCAACAAAGACAAAUGGAAGUGCUAAAUCGAAUGAAUUGAGCUCUCUUUUCGCUGUUGAAAAACCAUCGCAAUACUCCAGAAAUUCCGAAGUUCCUGCCAAAAAACAUCAACCAGUAUUGAAAGGUUCUGAUGGAAAAUCUAUCGGCAAGAAUACUUUCAAAUUCAAUGAGGAGGAUGAUUUGAAUUCCACUGUGACAGAGGUGAUUUUUAAAAGUUUUUUGAAAAAAAUUUAUGAUAAAUUUUUAGACAUGGCUCAAAACCAGCGAACCAUUGAAAUUGGAUGCUGCUCCAGCGAAAGGAUUUUUGGGUAGCUUAACAUUCACCUUCAGCACUCCAGUUGAUGUCAUCAGUUCCGCCGCAAGUACCACCAAAAAAUCAGAAGUUGUCCCAGAAGUUGUUGAAUCCGAAAAAUCCGAUGCUGAUGAGACGGAUAGUGUGAAAUCAGGAGCAAGUGACAAUGAAAGCGAAAGUGAUUCGGAGAAUUCGCAAUCGUCUUCCGCAGAAUCGAGCGAAGAAUCGGAUGCGCAGAUUGAAAAUGAGAAGCCAAAAGAAAAAGAAGAUUCGAGACCACAAACUUCAACUGACACAAUUUCGCCAGCUGUUUCGUUGUUAUCAUCGAAAAAUAGCUCGCCAAAAACCAAUGUUGUUGCACCGCUUCCAACUGCUGCACCGGAAAAGAAAACGACAACUCCGGCUGCUAGUUCGACAUGGAGUUGUGAUGGAUGUUUCACUUCAUGGCCAGAAUCGGUAAGUUCUGAAUCUAAUGAAAUGUAGGUUGUAGUUUUCGACCCGCUUUUCCCCGAUAAAAUUGCAAAGCUCAACUUCUAACAUACGUUAUGACGUGGCGGAGUUCAAAAAUUGCGACUUUGGCAGGUCAGAACUCGCUUUUAAAAUGGUUUCGAUGAAAAUCUGAUAGCAUAGCAUUGUUCAGGAGGCUCGAUUAUAUAAGUAAACUUCAUGUUUUCAUUUUGUGAUCAGUUUUGAAUAAUUAUUUUUGUUCAGUGAAAAAAGUUGAUUUAGGUUUCUGAAUUUUUGUAUGAACUUUCUAAACUUAUCAUAAGAUUAGAAUGUUCAUACAAAAAUUCAGAAACCUAAAUUAACUUUUUUCACUGAACAAAAAUAAUUUUUCAAAAUUGAUCACAAAAUGAAAACAUGAAGUUUACUUAUGUAAUCGAGCCUUCUGAACAACCCUUUGCUAUCAGAUUUUCAUCAAAACCAUUUUAAAAUCGAGUUUUGAUCUGCCAAAGCCGCAAUUUUCCAACUUUGCCACGUCAUAAUUCAUGUUAGAAGUUGAGCUUUACAAUUUUAUCGGGAAAAACGAGUCGAAAACUACCUACAUUUCAUUAAAAAUCUCGAUUGCAAGUUGAAAAAAAAAUAUAUUUAUCUGAAAAUUUCAGACCAAUGAAUGUGGAUGUUGUGGAUCGAAGAAAGGAGGAGCUGCAGCAAAUGAAGCACCGGCGCAGAAAACACUUGUAUCGAACAUUGCAACAUUCGCAACAACUUCAAAACCAUCAGGUGUUAGCUUUGGAUUUGGUGCUGGAUCUUCUUCUACUGCAACUUCGACAGCUCCAGCGGUUUCAUUUGGAACGUCAUCUGGUUCUUUGUUCGGAUCUUCUUCUACUGGAUCUUCAACAGCUCCAGCUGUUUCAUUUGGAACGUCAUCUACAACAGGUUCUUUGUUCGGAACUUCUACUUCAAAACCAGCAGUUCCAAAUGAUCCUCCGGCAGUUGUUCCAACUCUUCCAAUAGCUCCAGCAGUUCCAAAGCCACCUGCAACUUCUUCUUCUGCUUCAUCAGAUCGCGUUGCCUGGGAUUGUCCUGAUUGUAUGGUUAGCAACAAAUCAACCGAUGAUAAAUGUCCCUGCUGUGGUCAUAUCAAAUAUAAAUCAGCUGGCGAUUCGGGAAAUUCGAAUGUUUUUGGAGAUCGCGCAUUCAAACCAUCAGCUCCAGCCAGUGGUGGAUUCUCAUUUGGAAUUGGGUCUUCUACGGGAACUACACCGUCUUUUGGUUUAUCAGCAAAACCAGCGGAACCAGUUGCUGCUGCACCAGCUGCACCUGCUCCAACAGCAGCUCCACGUAAGUUUUUUUCUUAUUUUUAAAAAAAUAUUCAAAAGUUGAUGAAUUGCGCUCAAAAUGCAAUUGAAGUGAAUUUCAGAUAAAUUUUAAAAUUUCAAAAAAAUAGAAAAAUCUCUGGAAUUCGGGCCAAAACAACAAACUGGCUCUAAUUUUGCGAGAAUCCUUAUUGUUGGAGCGAGUUUGUUGUUUUGGUCGAAUUCCAGACAUUUCUCGGCCACCAAAAAAGUUUGGUGACAUAAAUUUUAUUUUAGUCAUUAUUUAAAAUUUAUCUGAAAUUCACUUCUGACUUCAAUUUUUGUGAAGUAAAUGCAUUUUGAGUUUCAUUCAUCAAAAUUUGAAUAUUUUUAGAAAUGCUCAUAAUCUCCGUUGCCGGAUUCAUAUUUUUGAAUAAUUUAAUUUUUCAGUUUUCGGAACAUCAACAAUCGCUCCACCUGCUGCUCCUCUCGCUAAUUUGGCUCCAUCCACUCUCGCUCCAGCACCUAUCGAUCCCCCAAAAACUGAUUCAAUUCCAUCGACAACAACAUCUUCGCAACCAUCAUUGUUCGGAUCGACUUCAGGAUUAUCCAUGUUUGGAACAUCGAAACCGGCAGAUCCAAAACCACUUCCAACAUCAUUCAAUCCGAUUCCGGUUUCACAAACACCAUUGGUUUCAACAACAACUACUGAAGUUCCAAAAACAGUGGGCAACAUUUUUGGAAACUUGUCUGUGCCAACUUCUGAGCCAGCGAAGCCAGGUAUGUUUGGAGCUCCAACUGGAAAUCUUUUUGGCUCAACAAUUGCGACUCCAGCUGUUCCUGAACCACCAAAACCAUCGAUUUUCGGAACUUCAACAACUCCAAGUAUGUUUGGUGCUCCAUCUCUUCCAGAAGCACCGAAAUUGAAUACUUUUGGAAGUUCAUCAGUAGAAGUCCCAAAAUUUGGUGCUCCAUCAGCUGCUGCUCCACCACUAACAUUCGGAAUUCCUGCCGCACCAACACAAAAUGCUCCAGCUCCAGCUCAAAAUCUCUUCGGAAGCGCCACAACUUCAUUAUUCGGUCAACAAACGUCUUCAAAUAUGUUUGGCUCCGGAAAAGUUGGAACUGAUUCAACCGAUGGUGGACCAUCUGCAAAAAGAGGAAAUCUAUUCUCUGCGCCAGCUGAUUCGACAACAAAACCAUUUGGAACUUUUGGAAAUUCUUCAACAACAUCAGCUGCUGCACCAGCACCAUUUGGUGGAGCAUUUGGUGGAAACUCUUUCGGAUCUUUUGGAUCGCAACCAUCUGUUGCACCAACAUUGUCCAAUAGUUCAUCAACAAGUUCGUUAUUCAAUUCAGCUCCUGUGCAAUCGAAUGAAUCCAGGUAAUUUUUUCAAAUUUAAAAACUUAUAAGAAGUUUAAAAAACACACCUCGGCCAAUCCGUGGCUGGCCAGAAUAAAAUUUUUCAAAAAUUCUGAAUUUCAGUUUUUAGAGGUCAAAAACUGAGAAAAUCACAAAUUUUAGAUGACAAAAACUGAAAAAUUCAAAAUUUUCAUAUUGUAAUAAUGGGCCUAUGCAGAAUAAUAUUUUGUAAUAAAAAAACAUUUUUUUCCUAUGCAGAAAAACGUCGAAAAAACAAAAUAUACAGUUUAUUAUUUUGAGUAGAGACAACGUGAAAUUGAGAGAGUGCAGACAAAAAAACCCAUUUUAUGUCUGCGCUCUCUCAAUUUCACGUUGUCUUUAUUUUGUUUUUUCGACGUUUUUCUGCAUAGGAAAAAAUGUUUUUUAAUGUUUUUUUAUUACAAAAUAUUAUUCUGCAUAGGCCCAUAAGUUAUCGUACAAUUUUUUAUUUUGGGAACCAAUAUUUUGGCCGUGCUGUGAACUUAUUGAAAAAAAAACAUGAUUUCCAGCAUGUUCUCCACAACCGCUGUGCCAAAUUCAUUCAACUUUGGAAGUUCAACGAACUCGUCAAACGGUGUGUUUAUGUUUGGAGGAAAUAAUGCAGCUCCGAUUCCGCCACCAGUUCCAAACAGCCAACCACCUGCAUUUGCACCAUUCCAAUCAGCAGCUCCAAUUGGUGGAGAAAAUGCGUUUGCUUAUCAGUGAGUUGUUUGGAAAUUUGGAAAAAAGAGGAAUUUUUCUUUUUUUUUAAUUCAAAAUAGUGAAAAUUCAGAAUCUGAAACUCUUGAAAAAUUUUUCAAAAAAUUUCAGAGUGAAUUUUUCUGUAAAAGAUUGUGAGCGAUAUCUGGAAUUUUCUAAUAAUCAUUUUUUUUCAAAUUUCGCUCUGAAACAGGCCUGUGCCGGAAAAUCAAAACCCGGAAAACGGAAAUUCGGAAAAGUUCCGAAUUUUUUGAACCGGAAAACUCGGAAAAAUUUUCAAGGUCUGAAAUUCGCGAUUUUCCGCCUUAAAGGGUUGGUGCUCCGCCAGGGAAUCUCGCUUGGUUUAGACAGGAAUAAGGUGCUCCUGUAAGGUUCCAGUUUUAGAAAAAAUUCUAGUAGAAAUUCAGCCCAUGUUUUUCCUCAAAAACACAAGCGAGUUAAACCUACGAAAUAAAACAAGUAAAUGCGCUCUAGUGCACAACUUGUUUUUGAAUUUUCGUGCGUGUGUUUGCACACAACUUUGAACACAACACGGUGACGCCUUUUUGCAGACGAUUUUUUCACCAGGAAAACACCAACCCUUUAAGUUCACUAAAACUUAUUUUAUCUACAAUUAAAAAAUUCGGAAAAUUUGAAAAAUUGAAAAAAAAGUUCUAAAAAUGUUAUUUUUUUAAUCAUAAACUGAGAAAAUUUCCCAAAAUUUAGGCAAUAUUGAAAAUAUUACUAUUAAAAAUCAUUUUCCGGAUUUUCCAAGCACAUUUUCCGGAAAAUCGGAAUUGAUUUUUCCUUGAAAAAAUCGGAAAAUUUCCGGCAAACCUGCUCUGAAAAUUGGCUUGCGGAAAAAUUUCGAUCUGAAAUUUCAGAUUUCUGAAUUUUUUAAAAGUUUUGUUCCUCCACACAAAUUUUCAUAUUCAUUUUUUUGCAGAGCUCCAAAUGGCGCAAGAAAAAUGGCAAUGGCUCGACGCCGGAAUCCAAAUAGAAAAUAA